Molecule: messenger RNA, 6132 nt
Organism: Bubalus bubalis (water buffalo)
Lineage: Eukaryota; Metazoa; Chordata; Mammalia; Artiodactyla; Bovidae
Gene: NES
Product: nestin
Exons: 4
Coding region: 150-5594 (1814 amino acids)
Biological process (GO): positive regulation of intermediate filament depolymerization
Cellular component (GO): intermediate filament
Molecular function (GO): CCR5 chemokine receptor binding; intermediate filament binding
Source: RefSeq, a predicted model, not a curated record
CCCGACUCCCAGUCGCUCCGGUUGCUCCUCGCCCCGCCCCGUCAUUGUCCCCAUCCGCGUCUUUUCCCUUCCGUCCCCAAAGCUUUGAGAGCUGCUGGCUUCUCCUGGUGCUCCAAGUCUCUCCACCUUCGGUGGGUCAGACGAGCAGGAUGGAGGGCUGCCUGGGGGAGGAAUCUUUUCAGAUGUGGGAGCUCAACCGGCGCCUGGAGGCCUACCUGGCCCGGGUCAAGGCGCUAGAAGAGCAGAAUGAGCUGCUCAGCGCGGAGCUCGGGGGUCUCCGGGCACAGGCCGGAGACACCUCCUGGAGGGCUCGUGCCGACGACGAGCUGGCGGCCCUACGGGCCCUCGUCGACCAGCGCUGGCGGGAGAAGCACGCGGCCGAGGUGGCGCGCGACAACCUGGCAGAAGAGGUGGAGGGCGUGGCGAGUCGGUGCCAGCAGCUGCGGCUGGCCCGGGAGCGGACCGCGGAGGAGGUGGCCCGCAGCCGGCGUGCGGUCGAGGCCGAGAAAUGCGCCCAGGCCUGGCUGAGCACCCAGGCUGCGGAGCUGGAGCGCGAGCUGGAGGCUCUGCGAGUGGCGCACGAGGAGGAGCGCGCCGGCCUGAACGCGCAGGCUGCCUGCGCCCCCCGCGGCCCCGCUCCGCCCCGGGGUCCCCCCGCGCCGGCCCCCGAGGUGGAGGAGCUGGCUCAGCGGCUGGGCGAGGCGUGGCGUGGGGCAGUGCGCGGCUACCAGGAACGCGUGGCGCACAUGGAGACGUCGCUGGGCCAGGCCCGCGAGCGGCUGGGCCACGCGAUGCAGGGCGCCCGCGAGGGUCGCCUGGAGCUGCAGCAACUCCAGGCAGAGCGCAGCGGCCUUCAGGAGCGCAGGGCCGCGCUGGAGCAGAGGCUGGAGGGCCGCUGGCAGGAGCGGCUGCGGACCACUGAGCAGUUCCAGCUGGCCGUGGAGGCCCUGGAGCAGGAGAAACAAGGCCUCCAGAGCCAAAUCGCCCAGGUCCUGGAAGGUCGGCAGCAGCUGGCACACCUCAAGAUGUCCCUCAGCCUGGAGGUGGCCACAUACAGGACCCUCCUAGAGGCUGAGAACUCACGGCUGCAGACACCUGCAAGCGGAUCCAAGGCUUCCCUCAGCUUUCUGGACCCUAAGCUGGAGCUACAUUUCCCUGGGACCCCAGAGGGCCGGCGUCCGGGACCUCUGCUUUCUGUCCUGAGCCCUACUCCCCUCUCCUCACCUUUGCCUGGUACCCUUGAAACACCUGUGCCAACCUUUCUGAAGAGCCAGGAAUUCCUUCAGGCCCGCACCCCGACCUCAGCCAGCACCCCCAUCCCACCCACCCCUCAGGCUCCCUGCCCUGCUGUAGAUGCCGAGAUCAGAGCCCAGGAUGCCCCUGUGUCCCUGCCCCAACCACGAGUUGGGAGGCAACAGGUGCCAGAAGUCAUGUGGGCUGAAGCCAAGGUGGCCAUCCCUGCCAGCGUCCUGCCGGGACCAGAGGAGCCUGGGGGCCAGCAACAAGAGCCCAGUCCAAGCCAGUCCCCUGAAGAUCAUGCCUCCCUGGCUCCAGCCCUCAGCCCUGACCACUCCAGUCUAGAGGCCAAAGAUGGAGAACCCAGUGCAUCUAGAGAGUCCAGCAGAUCCCAGGAGGAAGAUGAAGGCCAACUCUGGGGGCUGGCAGAGAAAGAAACAGUGGUUGAGGCCAAAGCAGUGAGCAGCUUGCAGCAGGAAACGUGUCAAGAAGAGGCGGGUCUGGAUGUGAAAGAAAUCCAAGACGCCCAAGGCCCUUUGGAAAAAGAAGCUCUGAACUCUCUGGAAGAAGAGAUUCAAAAGCCAUCGAUUCCACUGGAAAAACAGAGCCAUGAGACUAUACGAUCUCUAGAGAAGGAAAAUCUGGAAUCUCUGAGGUCUUUGGAAGAAGAAAACUUAGAAACACUAAAAAUACUAGAAAAGGAGAAUCAAGAAUUAUUGAAGUCUUUAGAAGGAAAGGAGACGGAGGUAAUGAGAUCUCUAGAAAAAGAAACUCUAGAACUACUUAAGCCUAUAGGAAAAGAGGAUCCACAGACAUUGCCAUCUCUAGGAAAGGAGAAUCAAGAAAUAAUGAGGUCUCUUGAAGUUAAUGUAGAGACAUUCUUAUAUCCAGGAAAGGAAAAUCAAGAAUUAGUGAGGUCUUUAGAAGAGGAGAACACUGAGUUAUUGAGAACUCUAGAAAAGGAGAGUCAAGAGCCACUGAGAUGUCAAGAAGUAGAGAACCAGGGAACACUGAGACUCCUAGCCAAAGAUAAUCAGGAGCCACUGAGGUCUCUAGAAGAAGAAGACCAGGAGACGUCAAGACCGCUAGGGGAAGAGAAUCACGAAUCCCUGCGGGCUCCAGAAGAUGAGAAUCAUGAGGCUUUGAGACCUCUAGAAAGAGACAAACCAGAGUCCCUGAGUUCUUUAGAAGAAGACCAGGAUGCAAUGAGACCUCCAGAAAGAGAAGACCAGGAGCUGCUGAGGUCUCUAGAAAAAGAAGACCAGGAGCCACUGAGGUCUCUAGAAGAAGACCAGGAGGCAGUGAGACCUCUAGAAGAAGAAAACCAGGAGCCACUGAGGUCUCUAGAAAAAGAAAAAGAGGAGUCACUGAGGUCUCUAGAAGACCAGGAGGCAGUGAGACCUCUAGAAGAAGAAAACCAGGAGCCACUGAGGUCUCUAGAAAAAGAAAAAGAGGAGUCACUGAGGUCUCUAGAAGACCAGGAGGCAGUGAGACCUCUAGAAGAAGAAAACCAGGAGCCGCUGAGGUCUCUAGAAAAAGAAAAACAGGAGGCGAUGACACCUCCAGAAGAAGAAAAACAGGAGCCGCUGAUGUCUCUAGAAGAAGACCAGGAGGAAAUGAGAGCUCUAGAAGAAGACCAGGAGACAGUGAGACCUCUAGAAAAAGAAAAACAGGAGUCACUAAGGUCUCUAGAAGACCAGGAGGCAAUGAGACCUCCAGAAGAAGAAAACCAGGAGCCGCUGAGGUCUCUAGAAAAAGAAAAACAGGAGGUGAUAAGACCUCCAGAAGAAGAAAAACAGGAAUUACUGAGAUCUCUAGAAGACCAGGAGGCAAUGAGAUCUCUAGAAGAAGAAGGCCAGAUGACAUUGAGCCCUCUAGAAAAAGUGAAACCAGAGACACUAAAGUCUCUUGGAAAAGAUCAGGAGAUAGUUAGACCUCUUGAAAAAGAGAAUCAAGAGUUAUUAAGGUCCCUAAAUGAAGAGAGUACAGAGGCAGUGAGGUCUUUAGAAACAGAGACUCCAGAACCACUAAAGCCUACAGAAGAGGAAAACCUGGAAAUACUGAAACCUCUAGAAAAGGAAAGUCAAGAGACACUGGGGUCUGUGGAAGGGAACCACGAGACACUGAGACCCCCAGAGAAGGAGAAUCAAGAGUCACUGGGCUCUCUGGCAGAGUGGAACGUGGAGAAUUUGCAGUCUCUUGAGGAGGCCGACAAGGGAAGUCUAAGGCACUUGGAAGAGGAAGAGGACGUGGAGCAGGAAGAGAGUCAGGCGUCACUGAGGCCCCUGGAGGAGCAGGGGCAGGAGCUGCCACUCUCUGCACAGCAGCAGAAGUGGGGAGAUGCAAUGCAGGGGCACCAAGAACUGGAUCAGGAGCGGCCCCCGGGGAGGGCUGGAGUGGACAGUGGGGAUGGGGCAGAGCUGGAACUGAAAGAACUGGAUAGCUCCCCUGCGGAGGGGGAGGUGGUGGAGCAGGGGCAGCUGCAGCUGACAGCCACAGGUGAGGCCUGGGCCCCAGGUGAGGGGCAGCCAGGCAGCCCUGAGCCCAAAGAGCAGAGGCUCCCAGCUGAGGGCGCCGGAGGGGCAGAAGGCGCUGCGGGCCUCCAGGACCCUGAGGAGCAGCCAGAGAAGGUGGGGGCCCUGGGCCUCCCGGCUGCCCAGGGAAUGUCAGAGGUGAUGGAGCCCGAGUUGGAAGAUGAGGAUGUGGCCCCAGGGGGUGGCCGAGCCUCCCCAGAGGUCACCUUGGAGUUAGAGAGGGCCAUGGGCAGGUCUGAGGGAGUGGAACGGGGACCCGAGCAGGAGGCAGUAAAGCUGGAGGACCCAGGUGGCCUGGCCAGAGAGGAGGUGAUGGAGCCGCCCCUGGGGGAGGAAGGUGUGGCAGCAAAGAAGGUACAGGGCUUGGAAGGGCCCAGAAAGGAGCUGGAGGAGGCAGGCACUCUGGAGCCUGAGGUCUCCACAUUGUCCGUGAAGAGCAGAGACCCGCUGGAGACUCCUAGGGACUGGGAGGAGUCAGAAUCUGGGGCCCUUGGGAAAACAGAGGAGCCAGUCUCAGCUGAGACCUUGUGGUCUCACGGGGGAAGUGAUACCCUCCAGCCCAGGCCCCUGGGGUCAGAGGGAGCUGAGGAGGAUGCCAAACCGCUGCUGGGGCCCCCUGGUCUGAGGCCCACUGAGUCCUGCUCGCCCAGCCUAAUCCCUGAAGAUGCCUCUGGGCCCCAGCCCCUGGCUGAGGGGAACCAAGAAGCCAGCUGGGGGCUGGAGGGCAGGGCUGAGGUCCUGGGAAAGGCAGACGGUGAGCAGGAGGAUCUGGGCUCUGGGGGGAUCCCUGAGGGCCUCCAGGAGGAAGGGGAGGAGAGCAGAGAAGAGAGCGAGGCGGAUGAGCUAGGGGAGACCCUUCCUGACUCCACUCCCCUAGGCCUCUACCUCAGGUCCCCCGCUUCCCCCAAGUGGGACCUACCUGGAGAGCAGAGGCCCUCCCCUCAAGGGGAGCCCGGAAAGGAAGGCUGGGGUCCUGUGGUCCCAGCCUCCAAGAGCCUUGGGGCCCAGCCCUCAGAGGAGGAAGAAGAGGAGGGAGCUGAGGAGAAGGAACGUGGCCAUGACUCUGAGCUGUCGGAAGAGUUUGAGGACCUGGGGACUGAGGCUUCUCUCCUUCCCGGGGUUCCCGGGGAGGGGGAAGAACCUCUGAACCAAGUGCCCCAGCUGCUCCUGGAGCCUGCAGCCUGGGAUCGUGAUGGUGAAUCUGAUGGAUUUGCAGAUGAGGAAGAGAGCGGGGAGGAGGGAGAGGAAGAAGAUGAAGAAGAGGGGAGGGAGCCAGGGCCAGGGCGCUGGGGGUCAGCGCCCUCUGUGGGCAGCCUCCCCGCCCUGAGUGGCCCUCAGGGAGGUCACCUUCUGGGGUCUGAGACCGUGGGUGUCAGUGUCCCCUGGGACGAUGGCCCAAGGGGCGCGGCAGCUGACGCCCCCGUGACUGCCCUGGAGACUGAGUCCCAGAACAGCACUGAAGCCUCAGGCUCAGAGGAAGAGUCUGAUGCUGCUCCCCUGGAGACAGAGGACCAGGUCCCUGGCCCUCUGGGGACCCUCAGCGGGGUGGAGGACACCCUUGAUGGUGGUGGCCCAGGCCCCAGCCUGAAGGAAGAGCUGGAGCACGUGAAUGGGGGCGUGGUGAACGGGCUGGAGCAGUCCGAGGAGGGAGGCCAGGGGAAACCGGGGGCUGCUGGGGGGAACCGAGGGAGCCCCUCAGAGGAGGAGGGGGCUUCCCUGAAGGCCCCAUGGGCAGGGGCUCCUCUUCACCUGGGCCAAGGCCAGUUCCUGAAGUUCAGUCAGAGAGAAGGUGAUGGAGACUCCUGGUCCUCAGGGGAGGACUAGAGAGAGCUCUCCUACACGGAGGCAUUGGGAGGAGGGGCGUCCCCAACCCCCUCCCUGCUCGGGGCAGCACCCUUAACCUGCACUCUCUUGACCUGUGGUUUCUAUCCCAGAGGCCCGGCUGGCCAAGGGGAAACGGGUGUGGCAAAGGGGCCCGGUCCAAGCGUGGAAUAGCUUGGGAAUAGCUGCCAGCCCCCUGGCCUCUGCAUAGCGGGGACAGCCUGCCUGCACUGUCCUGUGGGGCUGAAGCCAACUGAACCUGUAGGACUAGCCCCUCCUUUCCACCGCAGCUCCUAUCCUCCCAUCCCAUUAGCUGGAAAAGGCCAGGGCUCAGCGGCCCCUCCAAAGGGAGGGGCUGUGGUGGUCCAUGUGCCAGGGCUUACCAGCUCUGCCCUUCCUCCCUGCACCCUCAUGAGAUGGUUGGCCAGUGGCUAAUGAGGGUGGGGGGUGCUCCUGUGUCCUGACCCCCCCAUAGACCUGCCAUGUGGUGGCCCCGUCUGGCUCAUCCCUGCCUGAAUAAAGUAAUGCCUCCGCCUACAAA